CUCUCCCUUGAUCUCAACCAUCAGCUGCAAAGAACAACCAGCUCCUUUCAGAGAUUCAGAGAUCAGAGCCUAGCCAGUAGCAAAUAACCACCAUGGUUGUUCCGGUGAUCGACUUCUCCAAGCUGGACGGCGCCGAGAGGGCCGAGACCAUGGCGCAGAUCGCCGACGGCUGCGAGAACUGGGGCUUCUUCCAGCUGGUGAACCACGGCAUCCCACUGGAGCUCCUCGAUCGCGUCAAGAAGGUGUGCUCCGAGAGCUACCGUCUCCGGGAGGCCGCGUUCCGGCAGUCGGAGCCGGUGCGGACGCUGGAGGCGCUGGUGGAGGCGGAGCGGCGCGGCGAGGGGGUGGCGCCGGUGGACGACAUGGACUGGGAGGACAUCUUCUACCUCCACGACGACAACCAGUGGCCGUCCGACCCGCCGGCGUUCAAGGAGACCAUGCGCGAGUACCGCGCCGAGCUCAAGAAACUGGCGGAGCGGGUCAUGGAGGCCAUGGACGAGAACCUCGGCCUGGACAAGGGCCGCAUGAAGGCGGCCUUCACCUGCGACGGCAUCCACGCGCCGACCUUCGGCACCAAGGUGAGCCACUACCCGCCGUGCCCGCGCCCGGACCUCGUCACGGGCCUCCGCGCGCACACCGACGCCGGCGGCGUCAUCCUGCUCUUCCAGGACGACAAAGUCGGCGGCCUGGAGGUGCUCAAGGACGGCGAGUGGCUGGACGUGCAGCCGCUGGCCGACGCCAUCGUGGUGAACACGGGCGACCAGGUGGAGGUGCUCAGCAACGGGCGGUACCGCAGCGCGUGGCACCGCGUCCUGCCCAUGCGCAACGGCAACCGCCGCUCCAUCGCGUCCUUCUACAACCCGGCGUUCGAGGCAGCCAUCUCGCCGGCCGUGGCCGAGGGCGGCGCCGCCGCGUCGUACCCGGAGUUCGUGUUCGGGGACUACAUGGACGUGUACAGCAAGCACAAGUUCGAGGCCAAGGAGCCGAGGUUCGAGGCCGUCGUCAAGGCGCCAAAGACAGCUCAAGCUUAAACAUGGAAAUUAAAGGAACUAUUCAUGUACUAGUAGCUUGAUCUUUGGGUGAGUUUUUGUGUUACAAUGAAGAAAAAUAUUUACUAUAUUUUUCGAGAUUACUAUUCAGGAUUGUUAGCAAUGUGAUGUGGGGAUUGUUCGGUGUUUAAUUAAAGAAAGGAAUGUUGAAUUUUCGUCA
Messenger RNA from Lolium perenne, 1209 nucleotides. RefSeq names its product 1-aminocyclopropane-1-carboxylate oxidase. The record is from RefSeq and is a predicted model, not a curated record. Lineage: Eukaryota; Viridiplantae; Streptophyta; Magnoliopsida; Poales; Poaceae.